AUGAAUAUGAACAGUCCACAUCCUUCAGUACUGGGUGGUCUUGGAGGCGAAACUCCAGCACAUGGGCCUGCUUCAAUAUUAGGUGGUCAUGGAGGUCCUGGGUCGGUGCUCGGUCAGCACGGAGGGCCUGGCUCUGUUCUAGGUCCUGGCUCCAUCAUGGGCCCAUCCAGCAUCGUUGGACCUAAUAGUCUUCUAGGACCGUCUUCAAUGAUAGGUGGAUCUCAUCAACAACAAAGUAUGAAUCGAAGAUUUUUUCAGACCUUGUGCGCCUCAAGUAGACGGCAUGAUUUUUUAGGUAUGAUGCAUAGCAGUCAUGGCGGACCUGGAUCCAUGGUUGGUUUCGCCUCGCAAGAUCGUGGAAGUAAUAUGAAUUUGAAUCUCAACAUCAAUCCAUCAUCUGUCGUUAAUGUUGGUGGAAAUCCAGGAUCCGUUUUUCAGGACAUGAAUCCUGGAUCAGUUGGACCCAAUCUAGCUGUGCCAAUGACACCUUUGAAUUUUGAACAGCAAAGCUAUCGAGAUGCAAACCAUAUGCCUGCAUCGAAUCUGCCUGCGGCUAUGAUGCCAGCUACUCCUGCCAGUGCCAUCGACAUUCCCAUGCCCACGUUACAAAACAUCGUUUCUACGGUCAAUCUGGGUGUACCAUUAGACCUAAAGAAGAUAGCUUUGCAUGCGCGCAAUGCGGAAUAUAAUCCAAAGCGUUUCGCCGCUGUGAUUAUGCGCAUUCGUGAGCCGCGUACAACUGCUCUCAUAUUUUCUAGUGGCAAAAUGGUUUGCACUGGUGCAAAGUCGGAAGAUGCUAGCAGACUAGCUGCCCGAAAAUAUGCUAGAAUUGUUCAAAAAUUAGGAUUCGACGCCAAGUUUACGGAGUUUAAGGUGCAAAAUAUGGUUGGUUCAUGCGAUGUUCGCUUCCCCAUCCAAUUAGAAGGAUUAUGUGUGACCCACACUCAAUUCAGCACUUACGAACCGGAGUUGUUUCCUGGACUGAUUUAUCGUAUGGUCAAACCGCGUGUGGUAUUGCUAAUCUUCGUGUCAGGAAAAGUGAGCAAGCUUUUUGGAUUUUCUGUUCGCUUCGCUUUUGGUUCAGUCUUUUCCGGAGGAACUUGUGCUAAGGAUACUGCUCUGUUAGAUUUUGAAACAGUUUUCUGCCACUAA
Messenger RNA from Strongylus vulgaris, 1152 nucleotides. The record is from the annotation of a GenBank genome assembly. NCBI's taxonomy places the organism in Eukaryota, Metazoa, Nematoda, Chromadorea, Rhabditida, Strongylidae.